Molecule: messenger RNA, 2827 nt
Organism: Melanotaenia boesemani (Boeseman's rainbowfish)
Lineage: Eukaryota; Metazoa; Chordata; Actinopteri; Atheriniformes; Melanotaeniidae
Product: G protein-activated inward rectifier potassium channel 3-like
Exons: 3
Coding region: 8-1813 (601 amino acids)
Biological process (GO): potassium ion import across plasma membrane; regulation of monoatomic ion transmembrane transport
Cellular component (GO): plasma membrane
Molecular function (GO): inward rectifier potassium channel activity
Source: RefSeq, a predicted model, not a curated record
UCCUGUGAUGGAUCUUGGUGCAAGACAAGACUGUAUGGAGAGCAAAGGGUCCAUGGGGACAACAAUAAGCACAGGAGCCACAGAGCAUCUUGGGGCCACUCAGGAUGGGAUUAUAGGACAACGUACAUCUGCGACUUGUCAACCGAAAUCUAUCAUGGUUGUCCAUUCCACGCCUUCAGGAGAGAAAGUUCAGUGUGAGAGCUACUCAAUAAAUACAGAGACAGACAGAGCUCAGUCAUCAAACACCAUGCAAGGGACUUUUCCAGAGCAAGGAACAGCCAAGAACUGCCACAAAAGCACAAAAGACACUCCUUAUCCAAGCAACAUUUGUCUGCUUCCACCAUUAACUCCUGGACUCAUAGAUAAAGAACAAAACCUUUGGCGUCGCUGCUCAUUGAUAGAGCCCAACAAUGUUUCAUGUUACCGUCGCCAUGCCCUCAGUGUCCCAAAUAUGGGCUCUUCUAGCCCCCUUUGUUUCAUUAACAGCAGUCCUCUCCACAGCAGCCCUCUUUCACCAGCUCACAGCAACAUAUCCAGCCCUGCUAGAGAAAUGGAGAGGCUCGCCAAGGCACGGAGUAAACUCUUGGAGAGUGAAAGUAACCAAACACCCACACUUCCCCUAGAAACCAGAGAGCAACUUCGCUAUGUAUCUAAGGAUGGAAAGUGUCGUGUCAACCUGUGUCACAUUUCUGAGAGGGGGCGUUUCCUGUCUGAUAUCUUUACAUCUUUCGUGGACCUCCAGUAUCGCUGGUUUCUGUUUGUUUUCAUGAUGUGCUACAUCACCACUUGGUUCUUAUUUGCUGGACUCUAUUACAUUAAUGCAUCCUUUAGAGGUGACCUAGAACAUAUGCAACCUCUUGGUGCUCAUGAGAACCACCUUGUACACCAAAAGCCUUGCUAUUUAGGUGUGGAUGGCUUCAUUUCAGCUCUGCUCUUCUCUGUGGAGACACAGCGUACCAUUGGUUAUGGAUCCCGCACUGUGUCUCCCACCUGCCAUGAGGCUGUGCUACUGGUCAUGAUGCAGUGUAUUGUUGGCUCCAUGAUAGAUGCACUCAUGGUGGGUUGCAUGUUUGUGAAAAUAUCUCGUCCAAAGAAGCGGGCUGAGACACUUCUCUUCAGUCGCACCUGUGUGAUUGCAAACCGCGAUGACCAGCUGUGUUUGAUGUUCCGUAUAGGAGACCUGAGAGAAAGUCACAUGGUGGAUGCAAAAGUCCGUGCAAAGUUAAUCAAGUCCCGCCAAACAGCAGAGGGAGAGUUCCUGCCACUUGAGCAGACAGAGAUUGACCUCGGUUAUGAAACUGGGUCAGACCGACUUUUCCUUGUUGAGCCUCAAGUUAUUCAGCAUAAUAUUGACGCCAACAGUCCACUGUGGGAACUGGGCCCUGAGCAACUUAAACGACAGCAGUUUGAAAUUAUCGUCAUUUUGGAAGGAAUUGUUGAGGCUACAGGGAUGAUGUGCCAAGCCAAGACAUCAUAUAUUGAAACGGAGAUAGAGUGGGGUGCUCGCUUUGAACCAUGCAUGACGCUGGAGAAGGGCUCAUUCAGAGUGGAUCUGCGUCGGUUCCACACCACCUACCAGGUGCCACUGCCUAAAUGCAGUGCCAACCAAGUACAUCAACUAAUGUCUCUGGUAGACUUUAAAUCCCAAAGUCAAAAAGCUUGCAGAAGCUGUGAAGCUUGGGCAGAGGGGAUGACCGUGGAGGCCAAAGAGAAGUCACCAUCUCACAGAGGAUUUACCAUUGGUGACAUUCAGGAGGAGAAAACAUCUGAAGGGAAUGAAAGUGAAGCAAGUGUGGAGAAUAGCAUGCCAUAACAAGAUCUGAUGAAGGACUUUUUAGACUUUGUUUCUGUAACUUAUAGUGAAAAACUUUUUAACAAAGAACAUGCUUAGACUUUUUUUGCCGACACUGACAAGCCACAGCAUGAAAAGCAAAUGUGAGAAAAUUAAUAUUAUGUAAAUCGACUGAAUUUCUAUAGCAUUUGUUUUAUAUACAGCUCACUCUUGCAAUCACCCAUUCACUCACACACACGCACUUACUUAUGCUAUAUAAGUGGCAAUUACUGCCAACAAGAUUUCUAAUCAAAACAUCCAAACAGGUUGUUUGUUCUUACUCUUCAAUAUGAUAGUGUUACUAUUACACUGUUGUACCUUACAGGGAUGCUUCCAUAGACUAAGUUUUAACUUAAUGCCAGCAGAUUUACCACUUAGAUUAAUGCAUUAAUUAAUUUAUUAUUGUAUGUAUUUCAAACAACAUCAGGUUUUUAGAUUAGGGAAUAAAAAAGGGAAAACAAGCUUCUCAUUUCUAGCUGUCAGGUAUCCAGUAUUCUUACUUAAGUGACAAUUAAAGUCAAGCUAACCCAGAUAACAAAAAAUGUUUGGCCCAAAUAUGGCCAAUAUGUGAAUUUUUGUCUGGCCCAAAUUUGGCGUUGACUUAUGGCGUAAAUGUGAGAGUGGCUGCCAAAACUUAGCCACAUCACCACCACAUGUGGCCCACAAGGAAACUACCAUAAGGAAGGCUUCCCAUAUUAGGACCACUUUUGGCCCACAAAAUAUUUGCCAUAAUCCAUGUCCAGACCAAACAACUGACAUCUGGACCACAUGUAGCCCACAGGAGACUUGCUAUAAGCCAAGCCAGGCUGGCAACUGACCUCUGGUCCACUUCUGGACCACGCAACACUUGCCAGUGCUGUGACCGAGCCAUAAAUGCCAAAAGCAACCCAGAUUCGGCCAAAACAAUUCUGCUAGCUGGGAGGUAUUUUUAAUGUUACAAUAUGCAUCAUUUUAAAAUGAAAACUCUGUAAAUUUUAAUUAAAUGUGAGCUAUGAA